Molecule: messenger RNA, 441 nt
Organism: Cladophialophora yegresii CBS 114405
Lineage: Eukaryota; Fungi; Ascomycota; Eurotiomycetes; Chaetothyriales; Herpotrichiellaceae
Product: methylated-DNA-protein-cysteine methyltransferase like protein
Exons: 1
Coding region: 1-441 (146 amino acids)
Biological process (GO): DNA repair
Molecular function (GO): catalytic activity
Source: RefSeq, a predicted model, not a curated record
AUGCCUCGAGAAAAGUCGGAAGAAGCGCAGUGGUGGUACGAAGCAGUCUACUCUGCGGUCCAACAGAUCCCUCACGGCAAAGUCACCAGCUAUGGACAUAUCGCGCUUCUGCUCGACUUCCCGAAACGCGCGAGGCAAGUCGGAGUAUGUCUGAAGCACUUGCCAACAUUUGACCCUGCGAACCCGGAUCAAUACGUUUUCCACGAUCAAAAUGUGCCUUGGCAGAGGGUGGUCAACUCUAAAGGUGGGAUCAGUCCGCGCGGGGAUGAUGGUGCAGGUGUGAACCGGCAGGCGGAGCGCCUACGAGCGGAAGGUGUCGAAGUCAACGAGGCCAGAGGCAUCGAAGAAAUGACCGUCGAUUUCAGCGUCUACGGCUGGUUUCCUGAUCGUUUACCUGACGACGUCAGUGACGAUGACACGCAAGGCGACCAUGGUGCGUAA